This is a messenger RNA of Eimeria maxima, 1389 nucleotides long. RefSeq lists its product as hypothetical. The coding region runs from base 1 to 1389 and encodes 462 amino acids. The transcript has 3 exons. Lineage: Eukaryota; Apicomplexa; Conoidasida; Eucoccidiorida; Eimeriidae. The record is from RefSeq and is a predicted model, not a curated record.
AUGGCUCUUAGGACAUCUGCGCUUCCAGGGGAUUUUGUGAACUUUUACGCGUGGUACGGCCUCGUUCCCUCCUUUAAGGAAGCAGCAGAAGAGGGGUUUUCUUUGUCUUGUCUAGAUCAGUGGUUUGGCUGGAGAGUAGCAGGCAUUAACGCCUUCUGGUUGCCGAGAAUCCACCACGCAAAUGAAGACAUCAGCGGCGUGUGGCUGCAGAGUCUAGAUCGGCUGAUGCAGUGUCGGUUUAGUACGAUGAAUAGCCCACAAAGCUACACGUAUUGCCCAACACAGCCAGAGGCAGACCUUGAAGAACUCCUCCUGGCUGCUGCAGCGGCUCCCGGCCGCAGCAACAAAUCUUCCAGCAGCAACAACAGGACAGAGGCAGCAGCAGCAGCAGCCAGAGGUGAGCUGCCUUGGGAUGAAGUGCUGCUGCUGCUCCAGCAAUGGGCGGAGUUCAGGCAGCAGCAGCAGGUGCUGUGUGGCCAGUUGCAGGAACUGGUAAGGCAGCGAAUGUUGUUUGAUGAAGCUCCUGCAGCAGCAGAAGCAGCAGAAGCAGCAGCUGCUAAUUCUGCUGCAGCAGCAGAAGCGGAAUCAGCAGCAGCAAAUAUUGCAGCUGUCAGCGAGAAAAAUCCACUCAAGGCGUUGGAGCUGUUUGGCACGGCGCUGCUGCAGCGGCAACAGCAGCAGCAGCAGCAAAUGCAACGGUGCCGACAGAAGCAACAGCAGAGAUGCAGCAGCAAGGUCCUCGCUGCAGCAGCAGCAGCCUCUCCUGAUGCUCUUGAGUUCAUGUUGCUGCAUUUGGACGACCACAUAGAUGCAGCAAAGCGACAGAUUGCUGCAGCAGCAGCAGACUUCACCAGAAGCAGUAGCACAACCUCCGCUCAGCGCCUUAUGCUCCUGGCGCAGGCUGCUUCUCAGUCUGUCUUUCCCCGUCGUUUUGCUGCUGUAGCAGCAGCAGCUGCUGCAGCAGCAAAACGCAAAAACAAAAAUAAGGGGAAGCGUGCUGCGGCAGCGGCCAGUUCGUCAGUAGAGCAGCAGCAGCAAGAGAAGCAAGGGCAACCAAAAGAGCAGCAGCAACAGCAGCCUAAACAGCAACCGCAGCGAGAGCUGACUGCAGAAGAGGCAGCAGCAGCAGCAACAGAAACUGCUGAGCUGCAACAGAUUGCUGCUGCAUGCGACAGCCUCCUGCGUUCAUCAAAGGCUUACGCUACAUUUGCUGCUGCUGCUGUUGCUGCUGCUGCUGCUGCUACUGAGUCCGCAGAGGAUUUUAGUAUGAACGCGUACUGGAGAGAAGUAGAGGCGCUCCCUCCCCUUCAGGAGGCAGCAGCAAUUGCUGAGAGAGCAGCAACAGCAGCAGCUGCUGCAACAAAGAACGAGGGGAGCGUGGAUGCGUGA